Messenger RNA from Mercurialis annua (annual mercury), 3858 nucleotides. Its product is annotated as putative pentatricopeptide repeat-containing protein At5g09950. Gene Ontology annotation, molecular function: zinc ion binding; protein binding; RNA binding. The transcript has 5 exons. Bases 128 to 3295 code for a protein of 1055 amino acids. The record is from RefSeq and is a predicted model, not a curated record. Gene Ontology annotation, biological process: RNA modification. NCBI's taxonomy places the organism in Eukaryota, Viridiplantae, Streptophyta, Magnoliopsida, Malpighiales, Euphorbiaceae.
GCCAAUUUUUACAAAUAUUUAUAAAAAAAAACCGCCAAAAAAACUCUACUGAGUGUGUUAAUGGAGGUUUGUUAGGACAACGGCAUAAAUAUUAAGGUUCUGGUCCCUUUAAAAACCACACCACAGUAUGUUUCGCGGCUCUUUUAAAUCUAAUACUAGAACCCAUGUUUUUAAAUUGAACUCGGCUCAUUCUUUAAUUACAGACACAUCACCAAUCACCAAACAAUCUCCCACUUUUAUUCCAUUACAGACUCUAAUUUAUCAGCAUCAACAACCCUCUCAAACAUUUAGAAAUCUCCCCCCACCCAGUUGGACUUCAUUUGAUUUAUACGAACAUUUAGUCAAUACAUACAGACAUGCUUCUUGCUCAACUGAGUCAAAGCAAUUUCAUUUAAGGAUUCUAAAACAUGGGUUUGAUUCUGACUUGUUUUUAAGCAAUACCCUUGUGAAUGCUUACUUGAGAAGUGACGAGUUGGACUCAGCGCGUAAGCUGUUCGAUGAAAUGCCUGAGAGAAAUUGCGUAACGUGGGCUUGUUUAAUUUCUGGGUAUAGUAGCAAUGGGAUGCCUAUGGAGGCUUGUGGUGUUUUUAAAGAUAUGAUCUUUGAAGGUUGUUUGCCUAAUUGUUUUGCUUUUGGUGCUGCUUUGAAAGCUUGUCAAGAUGUUAAUCUUGGUAUGCAAAUUCAUGGGUUGAUUUUAAAGUCUCCUUAUGUAAAUGAUGUGGUCCUUUCGAAUGUGUUAAUAUCAAUGUAUGGGAGCAGUUUUGGUUCCGUAGAGUAUAGUCGUCGUGUUUUUGAUGAAAUACGGAUUAGGAAUUCAAUUUCUUGUAAUUCUAUUAUAUCAGUUUAUUCACAGAGAGGAUAUGUAGGACUUGCAUUUGAACUAUUUUCGAGUAUCCAAAGAGAAAAUUUUGGGGUUGGUGAUUUUAAACCUAACGAGUAUACAUUCGGGAGCUUAAUAACUGCAGCUGGAAAUGCUGUUGAUUCUGGUUCGCAGUUGUUGGAGCAGAUGCUUACAAGGGUUGAGAAAUCUGGGUUGCUUUCGGAUAUGUAUGUGGGAAGUGCUUUAGUUAGUGGAUUUUCAAGGUUUGGGUUUUUUGAUUAUGCUACUAAGAUUUUUGAGCAAAUGGGUGUGAGAAAUGCUGUUUCGUUAAAUGGGUUAAUGGUUGGAUUAGUGAGGCAGAAAUGUGGAGAAGCAGCCACUGAAGUAUUAAUGAAAAUGCAGAACUUGGUUGAUAUCAAUCUUGAUUCAUAUGUGAUUUUAUUAAGUGCGUUUGCUGAAUUCACUCUGCUCGAGGAAGGGAGAAAAAAAGGCAGAGAGGUUCAUGGUUAUGCAAUUCGAACUGGAUUAAAAGAUGUCAAGGUUGGUAUUGGAAAUGGACUAAUUAACAUGUAUGCUAAAUGUGGUGCUAUUGAUGAUGCUAGAUCAGUAUUUAGGCUCAUGACUGAUAGGGAUGCGGUUUCAUGGAACUCCAUGAUCUCUGGCUUUGACCACAAUGAGUGUUUUGAAGAUGCAGCAAAAUAUUACCACUCAAUGAGAAAAGCAGCAGUAAUGCCUUCCAAUUUUACAUUAAUAAGUACUUUAAGCUCCUGUGCAAGCUUAGGGUGGAUAAUUCUAGGCCAGCAAUUACACAACGAAGGGCUUAAGCUGGGAAUUGAUUCAGAUGUUUCAGUUUCAAAUGCGCUUCUUGCAUUAUAUGCUGAAACUAGAUAUCUUGCUGAAUGUCGAAAAGUUUUCACCUUAAUGCCCCAGUUUGAUUUAGUAACAUGGAAUACUAUGAUUGGAGCUUUGGCUGAUUCAGAGACAUCAGUUUCUGAAGCUUUAGAAUUUUUUUUGGGGAUGAUGCGAGCUGGAUGGAAUCUUAACAGAGUUACCUUCAUAAACAUCCUUGCAGCUGUGUCAUCUAUUUCACAGAUUGGAUUGAGCCAGCAGAUACAUGCACUAAUGCUGAAAUACCACAUUAGAGAUGAUAGUGCUAUUGAGAAUGCACUUAUAGCAUGCUAUGGCAGGUGCGGAGAUAUGGAUUGCUCUCAGAAAAUAUUCUCCAAAAUGAAUGAUAGAAGAGAUGAAGUUAGCUGGAAUUCGAUGAUAUCAGGAUAUUUACAUAAUGAUUUCUUGCCCGAGGCCAUGGAUUUGGUGUGGUUUAUGAUGCAGAGGGGUCAAAGAUUGGACUGUUUCACAUUUGCCACUGUUCUUAGUGCAUGUGCCUCGGUUGCAACAUUAGAGCGUGGCAUAGAAGUACACGCCUGUGCGAUAAGAGCCCAUUUAGUAUCCGACGUUGUUGUGGGGAGUGCACUUGUUGAUAUGUACUCAAAAUGUGGACGAAUAGAUUAUGCGUCAAGGUUUUUUGACUCAAUGCCCGUGAGAAAUGUGUACUCUUGGAACUCGAUGAUAUCAGGCUAUGCACGCCACGGGAAUGGAGAUGUGGCAUUGAAGCUUUUUACACAAAUGAAGCUUGAUAAUCAGUCACCAGAUCAUGUCACAUUUGUUGGGGUUCUUUCAGCUUGUAGUCAUGUUGGUUUGGUCGAUGAAGGAUUUGAGCAUUUCAAGUCCAUGGCGGAAAUAUAUGGAUUGACUCCUCGGAUAGAGCAUUAUUCAUGUAUGGUUGAUCUCCUCGGAAGGGCAGGCAAACUUAAUAAAAUGGAGAAUUUCAUUAAUACAAUGCCAAUGAAACCUAAUGUUCUCAUUUGGCGGACCGUUUUAGGUGCCUGCAGCCGUGCAAAUGGUCGUAAGACUGAGUUGGGUAGGAGGGCAGCUGAAAUGCUUAUGGAUAUGGAACCGCAAAACGCGGUGAAUUAUGUUCUCCUGUCUAACAUGUAUGCUUCAGGGGGAAAAUGGGCGGAAAUGGCAAGCACUAGGCGGUCAAUGAGAGAGGCAGCUGUAAAGAAGGAAGCUGGAUGUAGUUGGGUAAGCAUGAAAGAUGGGGUCCAUGUAUUUGCGGCCGGGGACAAUUCACACCCAGAAAGAGAUCUAAUUUAUGGAAAACUUAUGGAACUAAACAGAAGAAUUCGGGACGCAGGGUAUGUGCCUCAGACAAAAUUCGCAUUGUAUGAUCUUGAGCAAGAGAGUAAAGAAGAACUCCUUAGCUAUCACAGUGAGAAACUCGCGGUCGCUUUUGUUCUCACUCGCAAUUCCGGGAUGCCAAUUAGGAUUAUGAAAAACCUUCGGAUUUGUGGCGACUGUCACUCUGCAUUUAAGUACAUAUCAAAAGUUGUUGGUCGUCGAAUAGUUUUACGAGAUUCAAAUAGGUUCCAUCAUUUUGAGGAUGGUAACUGUUCUUGUGGGGAUUAUUGGUGACCACCAGCUGAUCAGCUUGGUUUGGAAAUCAAAUACCAGCUGAACUGUGCCUUGAUUUGACUUUGCAAGAAUAUUUCUCUACCGUCAGUUUUCUGGAGACGACGAGGAACGCAAUCUCAGCAAAGAACACAAAGGAUAUGAAGUUCUUGAAGGUCUAAAAUCGUGAAAGGGCAUAAUCAAUUUUUUCAUCAAGGAAAACAUGAUUAACUGAGUCAAUGCGUGGACUGAGAAUGGAACAGAACGUAUGCCGGCAAUUUGUGUAGCACGUACACGGAUACAGAAAAACUGAACACCUAACACAGAAAACGUUGAUCGAAUGAAGUGUUUGUACUGAUUAGCGGACAAUCAUGGCCAAAAGAUUUCGUUCAGCAGGUUUUCAGGUAUCCAUCGUUGGACUCGGACAGGCGUUAUCCGUUUCGAAAGUUUCUAAGUAGAGAAGGUUGUCAAGGAUGUAUUAUCAACUAUUGUUGGUUAAAAUAGAACAUUUUCAAUCGGAUUGGAGUAGAGAGUGUUUAAGAUUUACCAAAUACCAACAUAAAUAAAGAAAUCUCAAUAUUUAAUGA